Molecule: messenger RNA, 1581 nt
Organism: Beauveria bassiana ARSEF 2860
Lineage: Eukaryota; Fungi; Ascomycota; Sordariomycetes; Hypocreales; Cordycipitaceae
Product: phosphotransferase enzyme family protein
Exons: 2
Coding region: 1-1581 (526 amino acids)
Source: RefSeq, a predicted model, not a curated record
AUGACGACCCGCGACCUCUUGUCCGGCCCUAUUACCCUCUCCGCCGCCAAACAUAGAAGUAGUAACAUCCUUCAUGCCCUGCGCUUCCCCCUGCAGAAACGCGAAUUUUAUGCGCGCAUCGAGCGCCAACGUCAUCUCCUGUCCCAUCUCGUGGCACACCAUCUCAACACAGACUUGACCAAGGUGACCAUUUCUGGGCAAGAGUACUGGCGCCAUGGAUCAUUCAAUCUGUGCGUACCAGUGCACGUUGACAAUGCUGCGGACCCGACGGUACCUCAGUACGCCAUGGCUCGCUUCCCGCUGCCGUAUCGCGUAGGAGAGGCGACGAACCCGGGGAAUUCGGAUGAAAAGAUUCGUACAGAGGCUGCGACAUAUGCAUGGAUUCAUCAAAACUGUCCGGAUGUGCCCAUACCGCGACUGUUUGGCUUUGGGCUGUCUACUAAGCAGCAGGCAAGUCUGCACAUCCAAUUACGUUUUACACACAUAAAUCAUCUUCCACGCUGGUCGCGCUGGUACCAACACGCUCGCCGAUUUGUUCUGGCCGCUCUCCGCCUCGAGCUGCCCUCGCAGCUCGUGCCACACCACUCAGCCGACCUCGCCGACCUAGACGUUGGCUACCUGCUCAUCCAGACCAUAGAAGAUGCGGAAAUGCUUUCAAUAUCGUGGGAUGACAAGUAUAAGGACACUCGUCUCCAAGAAAAUCUACAGCGAGACGUUGCGCGGGUCAUGCUUUCCCUCGCCAACGCUUCGCUACCGCUACCUUGUAUAGGAACUUUUCGUGUUGACAAUCGCGGCUAUCUGCGAUUAGAUAAUCGGCCCCUGAGCAUCCAGUCUACCAUACAAGAGAACGAGGGCAUCCCCGCCAACGCCCACAGACGCCAAAUCUUUACCAGCGUCAAAGAAUUCGUCGUACAUCACGUAGACGCCUUUAGCAACCGCCUGCUCCAUCAGCCAAACGGCAUCGAGAGUCGCAGCGAUGCGAACUAUCAAAUGGCGAGCCUUGCAGGCGCUGCCGCUCUAUUCCCGCAGCUUUUUCGACGCGAGUUUGAUAAUGGUCCGUUUGUCUUCGCCCUGACCGAUCUACACAGAAGCAACAUUCUAGUCGACGACGAGUGGAAUAUCGUGUGUAUCAUUGACCUCGAGUUUGCGUGUUCAUGGCCACUUGAGUUUGUGCAGCCGCCUUUCUGGCUUGGUGGCGAGGCUAUGGACGAGGUGACUAUCACGUCCUUUGCGGCAUUACACGAGGGAUUCAUCGGACAUAUAGAGCGCGAGGAGGCGCUCUUUCCCAAUGCGAGGAGGGGCCAAGAGCCACUUUCAGCGAUUAUGCGGCAAGGGUGGAAGCUAGGGACAUUUUGGGUCACCCUGGCUGUAAUGCAUCCCAUUGCCUUUACCGAAAUCUUCUACGAUCGCAUAUUGUGCGACUUUAUGGGGGUUUCACGGGAAGAAAUGAGCAAGGUGGACCACACAUUUUUUGCCCGGUUCUGGCGCAGAGAUGUAGACCACAUCAUUGACGAGAAGUUGAGAGACUAUGACGGGUAUAACGAGCAGCUCGACUUAUUCUUUGCUGAUGAUACUAACUAG